Salvelinus fontinalis (brook trout) is the source of this 891-nucleotide messenger RNA. RefSeq names its product melanin-concentrating hormone receptor 2-like. Gene Ontology annotation, cellular component: membrane; neuron projection. The transcript is spliced from 4 exons. Lineage: Eukaryota; Metazoa; Chordata; Actinopteri; Salmoniformes; Salmonidae. The record is from RefSeq and is a predicted model, not a curated record. The coding region runs from base 1 to 891 and encodes 296 amino acids. Gene Ontology annotation, biological process: neuropeptide signaling pathway. Gene Ontology annotation, molecular function: G protein-coupled receptor activity; neuropeptide binding.
AUGGCAGUCCAGAGGGAGCUGCAUGGCAGUCCAGAGGGAGCUGCAUGGCAGUCCAGAGGGAGCUGCAUGGCAGUCCAGAGGGAGCUGCAUGGCAGUCCAGAGGGAGCUGCAUGGCAGUCCAGAGGGCGCUGCAUGGCAGUCCAGAGGGCGCUGCAUGGCAGUCCAGAGGGCGCUGCAUGGCAGUCCAGAGGGCGCUGCAUGGCAGUCCAGAGGGCGCUGCAUGGCAGUCUCGGGGCUACUUACCUGGCGGUGGUGCACCCGUUCCGUCUGAUGACCCGACGAACCCGCUCUAAGACCAUCUGGAUCAACCUGUUUGUGUGGGUGGUGUCAUUUGUCAUGGUCCUUCCCGCCUGGGUCCACUCCAAAGUAAUUUGCUUCCCUGACGGACUGGAGAGCUGCUCCGUGAACCUGGUCACUCCCAAAGCGGUGCUCUGGCACACCCUCUAUCACACCAUCACGUCUUUCUUUCUGCCCUUGCCCCUUAUCCUCACCUGUUAUAUGCUGAUCCUGUGCUAUACCUGGAGGAUGUACCUGAAGAACAAGAGUGGCAGAAAGCGUGGUCAAAUUGCUAACAACCAGUCCCGGGACCGAGCCAUCCGCCUCACCAAGAUGGUUCUGGUCCUAGUGGCGGUUUUCCUGGUGAGCGUAGGGCCCUACCACAUGCUCCAGCUGGUCAACUUAACACUGCGGCGGCCCACACUGGCCUACUACACCUGCUACUACCUGUCAGUGUGCCUCAGCUACGCCGCCAGCAGCAUUAACACUUUCCUCUACAUCCUGCUCAGAGGACACUUCCGUCGCCGACUCACUUACCGCAAGCCGACCAGCAGGCCUAGUGUUGAGAGUGAGCCUUGUGGGCCCCAGGUCCGUACACCACAUUCCAGCUUCUGA